Messenger RNA from Contarinia nasturtii (swede midge), 5511 nucleotides. It is a transcript of the gene trbd, whose product is annotated as ubiquitin thioesterase trabid. NCBI's taxonomy places the organism in Eukaryota, Metazoa, Arthropoda, Insecta, Diptera, Cecidomyiidae. The transcript is spliced from 12 exons. The record is from RefSeq and is a predicted model, not a curated record. Gene Ontology annotation, molecular function: cysteine-type deubiquitinase activity; K63-linked polyubiquitin modification-dependent protein binding. The coding region runs from base 1857 to 4025 and encodes 722 amino acids. Gene Ontology annotation, biological process: protein deubiquitination involved in ubiquitin-dependent protein catabolic process; protein K33-linked deubiquitination; cytoskeleton organization. Gene Ontology annotation, cellular component: cytoplasm; nucleus.
CCAAAUGAUGUUUCAAGACCAAAAAACGAAUGGCAGUAGUCAAAAUAAAAGUCAAGAGAUAGACAAGGAGUAAGAGAGACAGAGAGAAAAGAGAAACGAUUUCGGACGAUACGAAGAAGAGAAAAAUAUAAUAAUGUAUUAAUUAUUGAAAGAGAUGUGUCUGAAGACAUAUCGCGAUUCAGAAACGAAAUAAGUGCACACAACAAAGUGGGAAAAGAACAAUUGAUUGCUUUUUUAGCAAUGACAAGUGAACACUAAUAAAAUUUAAAAAAAACCUUUUUUUGUUAAUUCGUAUAAGAUAGUUUAAGAAUAACAUAGGCAAGCUAGCUGCAAGUUUCUCAUUAAAAAAACAACGUUCCUCGAUGAAAUCAAUACAUGAUAUUAGGCCAGAUUUGACGAUAACCCGUCAUAUAUGCGAGAAAUUCAUAUGAGAGCGAGGUAAAUACAGGGAGAUCGAAAGAGAUAGAGAGGGCGAGUGAAUAAGAACCAACAACAACGGCAUCAAGCACCAACAAAAAAAGAAAAAGAAAAGUGAAUUUGUGUAUUCGUGUGUAAUAAAACUCCAUUGGACAGUGUACAGUAGUCCGAUACGUGUGUGCGCCAAUAAGAAAUUAUUAAGCUCGAUUCACUAUUACAAUUUUAUUUUCGUAUUAUCUGUGAAUCAAUGUCAAAUGUAUGGCAUUGAGGUUAAGGGGAAAAAAAUUUCAAAUGAUACAUUUUUAAGCGCAUCGCUCCGCUUCUUCUUGAGUUUCGUGCUUUGAUUCUAUAUUUUCGAUUAACUAUAUAUUUUAUUGAUCGACAGCGCGUAUAAUAAGAGAGCAAGCAACAAUUAGCCAAACGACGAUGACGACAACAAUAACAACGGCAAUAGCACUACAAACAAACAAAUAAACUGAUUCAACAUAAUCAGCUACGGCUAAAUUGACUGAAAGUUUGUAUUUUGAAACGGAACGCUUUUGCAUGUUCACCACAUUUCAACAACGAAUACAGAAAAAUCAAAAACUCAAUUCGAAUCCUCGUAAGCCGUAUGCACGAACAAUAUCAAGAGUAAUCAAGUUGAUACAAACGCGCGCUACAAUUUUACAGAUACCAAUUCGAAUAGGAUGAUACACAGAGUUUUGUGUUUUUCGUGCAUGCUAUUAAAUGUCACAACAAAAAUUAACCGUAAGUCGUGAUAUUCGAUCUACACUGCCAUCAUUCAAGGAAAGGUGAUUUUGCUGUCUCGCUUCUCUUUGCGCAAAUAGUUUGGCUUCGUGUUUCGUUGUCGCACCUGAUUUACACACAUUCAUUUCGAAUAGAUCCCAGAAAUAAAUAAAUAUAAUCAUCGCAAAAGAAUACAAAUUAAGCGAAUAGCAUAUAUAGACACAUCAAAGUACAUCAAAGUGAAGAGAGAAGCAGCCAUAAGCUGCCAAACAUUUUCGGAUAAGCAGUCAACUGAGCAUUGCAUUGUUUGUCAACAGGCAACAGCAACGAGAAUAAAAAAGAACCGAUUACACACAGAUUAAGGGAGAUAGCAGCAAUCCGAAAUUUAUUUUAAAAGAAGAAAAAAAAAACAGCAACAACAACCAACAGAUAAUAAAAAAUAAUAACGACAAAAAAGUCAGUGUUGUAUUUGUUUUUUGCUUGGCAAUUUUAACCAAUCGUGUGAAUUUGUAUGUUUCUUGUGAUCCACGACACCUGAACUAUAUACAGAGAUAUAUAUACAACAUAUACAGUGAUAGAAACGAGCACGCAUCAUUCAACUGAGAACGAGCCCCAUAAUUCACACACAACAAAUUGCAUUCGGCUCACAAAGGCGCGCGCGCUCAUCUGCUCGCAUUGUACACCAUACACCACUAAUACCAUACAGAAAAAAGAUGAGUGAAUCAUUAAGCACGAAAAGUGAAAAUGACGACGAAACUGAAAAAUGGUCGUGUGAAUAUUGCACAUACGAAAAUUUUCCGUCAUCGUUAAAAUGUACGAUGUGCAUGGGUCAUAAGCCGUUAUUAAAUGAGGAUAUAUUUCGACUCAGUCCGUCACAGCAAGUAUCUUGUAGUAAUAUUGUGGAGUCAUCCAGCUUGAAUUUAUCACAAAGUAAUUUGACCGCAUGCGGCUCUUCAAAUAAUCAAGAAUCACCAGUUAGUAAAUGGACGUGUUCGGUAUGCACAUUUGUAAAUUCGAUAAAAUGUAGCCGAUGUGCACAGUGCACGGUGAAACGUGAAUCGGAUACAGAUUCAUCAAGCCAUCAUGUACAGGAACAGAUUAAUGCGCUUAGCAUAAAAGAUGUUGAUGCCGAAUUGAUAGCGGCCAAUAAUCGAACAAGCCCAUUGCGUUCAACCAGUUUAUCAGGGUCGCGAACAAAUUUGGGAGCAGCUGGAAAUCGAAUAAGUCCGGUUGAUAACAAAUGUUAUUCAACCAAUAAAUGGCCGUGUUCGGUGUGUACAUACGAAAAUUGGCCAAAAAGUUUAAAAUGUUCGAUGUGCGGUUGUUCAAAAGAAGGUGGUGUUGUAAAUAAUGAGACUGAAAGAUUUGGUGCUAACACAAUAUCGUCGCCAGAACGGGAUAUCGAUGAAAAUUGUGCUGGAAAUUUUAUUAUAUCAAACGCAAAUAAACGAAAUUUAUCUCAUCAUCGCUAUCAAUUGAGUAGCAACGAACCAAUAAAUAACUGUGAUUCACUGCAAGAGCGUCGCCUUCGUCAAAUUCGACGACAGGCUGAUUGGCAAUGGUUAAAUGCUUGCGUUGGUGUCGUUGAGAAUAAUUACGGUGCCGUCGAAGCAUAUUUAUCGUGCGGUGGUAAUCCUGGCCGAUCACUAACUAGUACAGAAGUGUCGCUGCUUAACCGAAAUUCAGCAUAUGACGUCGGUCAUACGCUGAUACACCUAGCGAUCCGCUUUCAUCGGGAAGAGAUGUUGCCGAUGCUUUUAGCACAAAUAUCUGGUUCGGGACCAGGCAUAAAACGUGUGCCAUCGUAUGUAGCACCCGAUUUGGCAUCGGAUAUUCGUCGACAUGUUGCAACAUCGUUGCGUGUACGAAAAAAUAUGUUUAAUUGUCACUAUGUAACUGAACACGCGACCUUUUCACUGCCAGCUGAAAUUGAGGAGCUGCCAAUAUCGGUACAAGAGCAACUCUAUGAAGAAUUAUUGGAUCGUGAUGCACAAAAGCAACUGGAAACUUCACCGCCGGCAUUGAAUUGGUCGCUGGAAAUAACAGCUCGUUUGGGUUCACGUUUGAUGGUAUUGUGGAAUCGUAGUGCCGGUGAUUGUUUACUCGAUUCAGUGAUGCAAUCGACAUGGGGCGUUUUUGAUCGUGAUAAUGUACUGCGUCGUGCGCUUGCUGAUAGUUUACAUCAAUGUGGAAAUAUCUUUUAUCCGCGAUGGAAGGAAUACGAAAUGCUUCAAGCAUCCCUAUUGAACUAUACAUUAGCCGAAACACAAUGGGAAAUUGACUGGACUACAUUACUAUCGCUAGCUAAUCAACCGGGUUCGUCUCUUGAACAAAUUCACAUAUUUGCCCUGUCACACAUUAUGCGUCGACCAAUCAUUGUCUAUGGUGUAAAGUUUGUAAAAAGCUUUAGAGGAGAAGAUAUUGGUUAUGCACGAUUCGAAGGUCUCUAUUUACCAUUAUUAUGGGAGCAAAGUUUUUGUAUAAAAUCACCCAUCGCCCUGGGAUAUACACGCGGUCAUUUUAGUGCGCUCGUUCCAACCGAACCAUAUAGUCGCAUCGAUGCAGCUAGAGACGAUUCAGAAGAUGUUACAUUUUUACCAUUAAUGGAUUGCGAACAAAAAUUGCUGCCCAUACAUUUUCUAACACAAAAUGAAAUGGGCAGAGAAGAGUCAAUAAUGCGACAGUGGCUAGAUGUGUGCGUCACAGAAGGUGAUCUUUUAGUUGCUCAACAAAAAUUACACAAACGUCCACUCUUGGUUGCACAAAUGCUCGAAGAGUGGCUUAACCAUUACCGACGAAUUGCGCAAGUGAUGACUGCACCAUUUGCUCGUCGUCCAACAGUUACCGGUUACUCAAGCGAUGGUGAUACGGACGAAGAAUAGAGCAACCACCUUUUUUCAUUAUCUUAAACUCAACAAAGAAUAGAUCAAAACAACAGAACAAGAAAUUUUAAAUUAUCUUGUAUAGUGAAAAUUUGUUCAGUCGAUUUCACACAUUUUCUGUAAUCAACAUCGCACGUCUUACUACAUUGCCAGAUAUGCUGAUGAAAACCAAACCACAAGAAAAAAAAUCCUGAAAAUACAUCACGAUCUUCACUCUUGCAAUUUGUUCUAUGUCCUUCCCGAAAAGAUUGCUUGUCCAUACCAAAAUUACACGUCGUAACUUAUGAAGUGUGUAAAAGUUAUAUUUAUGCAAAAACAACAAAGCAUCUGGAUUUUAUUGUCGUGAUGAAAUAGUUUUAGUUAAUUGCAAAAGAGAAAUAUCACCAAAAAGGAAUCCGAAAAAGAUAGGAUAAAUAUAUUAAACGUUAGGUUUUUUCCUAAAUAUUUAAAAUUUGAAAAAUAUCCACACACACACACACGUGUCAGCUUUGUCGAAUAGCUUAUUUUAUCAAAUAUUGCUUAAAAAUGAUCGAGAAUGCAGCAGAUACUAAAUUUAAAAUCUCAAGAGAGUUAUAUGUGAUUUAUUUUGACAACCAACCGAUUGUUUCGAUUGUUGAGUGGUAUCUUUAAAGUUGAUACAGUUUGGCCUUUUUGAACGUCUAAAAAUUGAAGUUUCAUUCUUUUCGACGUUGUUCGAUCGACUUUUAUUUUCGUUAGGGAAUUUGAUUUUUACAUUUCCUAGUAUAAAGAAAUUUUUCUUCUAUAAAUUGUAAAAGAUAAUUUGUUGAUUUCCGAAAGUGAAAAAAAAAAAACAAAGAAAUACAAAAUUAUUUUUUAAAUAAAAUGAACUUUUUUCGAAAUUGGAGAUUUUGGAGAAUAUACUACAUUAUACUACAACAAAAAUUUAACUGUAAAGUGUUUUUUUUUUUUUGUAAUUUUAACAAAAAAAAAAAUUAGUCACCCUAUGUGGAAUCUAUAUAAACAUUCAAAUGUCAAUUUUAAUGCAGUGAUUUAAUGAAAAUAACAAAACCUAUAUUUAUGAGCGUGAAUGUAUAAGAAAUAAAGAAGAAAGAGAGAUAGCGCGCGAGAGAGAUUUUAUGCAGUGUAUAUAAAGAAAAACUUGAAUUAUUCUUAAGAUGAGCUCGAAAAUCGGAAAUUAUAAUUUAUAAUGUGAGCAUAUGGCAAGGAGUGAAGAAAAACGUACUUAUUUCUCAUAGAGAAAUUUUCAAAUAAAGACCAAACACAUCAUCACUCACAGUUGUGAUUUGAAAGCAGGAGACACAUUUUUUUGUCGUCAAAAAUGUACCAAAAACGUCACGCUGUAGUGACGUUUAGAAAUAGUUAUGUGUAAAAUUUUAAACCAAUGUAAUGGUCUCCAACAUCAAAAAUCGUUCUCCAUAUUUUGUUUAUAGAUAAAUUUAAUUUCGAAAUUAUGUUCAAACUAAUCAAAAAAUGAGAAUAAAAAGAAACAAAUAGGUCGAUAUUA